AUGCAGCAGAUUUACAGUGAUGUGUACAUUGGUGAUAAAAUGUACAAAUUUGAAAUUGAUACAGGUGCAGGGGACAAUUUCAUGUGUAAGGAAGUAUGGGCAGACUUGAGCAAACCACAGUUGUCCAAAUUUGAUGCUAAAUACCUCUCAGCAUCAGGCCAUAAUCUUCCAGUCCUCGGCAUGUUCUCAACUGUAGUGAAGAACAGCAGUAAUCAAUCAGAAAUGAUUCGUUUCGUAGUGUCAGAAAUGCCCGGACUUAAUCUUCUGGGCAGAGAAGCUAUCUGUAAGCUUGGAAUUUCAGUAGAUGCUCUAUUGGCAAUGGAUAACAAACCUAUGGAUCACCCAGUACCUACUAUUCACAGCCCUGAUUCUCAUCCAGAUGAAUCACUUCAGAAUGCUUGCAUACAGAUGUGCGAUGAAUUUUCAGAUCUAUUCAAACCAGAGCUAGGUUGCUUGAAAGAUAUGGAACUGGAAGUAAAAUUCAAAGAGAAUUCAACGCCAGUUUUUCGUAAGGCGCAUCCAGUGCCUUUCGCUAUACAACAUGACUUGGCUCAAGCCUAUAAGGCAGGGAUAACGAGAAGUAUCUGGACACCUGUUAAGUUUAAUGCAUAUGGUACACCCGUGGUCCCAGUGCGCAAGGAUAAUAAAUUAAGAGUUUGUGGGGACUACUCGGCUACAGUGAAUCCACAGUUAGAGGAUCAUCGCCAUCCACUACCUUUGCCAGAAGACCUAAUGCGUAAAUUGUCUAAAAUUGAUUUAGCAGAUGCUUACAACCAGAUUUGGUUGGGUCCUGAAAGUCAAAAACGACUGGCACUUAAUACUCACCAAGGAGUUCUCCUCCAGACGCGCCUACCUUUUGGUAUCAAAAGUGCACCAGGUUAUUUCCAGAGCAUCAUGGAACAACUGAUAGGUAACCUUCCAGGUGUUGCUGUAUAUCUUGAUGAUAUCCUAGUUAGUGGACAUAAUGCUGAGGAACAUUUACACAACCUAAGACAGCUUCUACAAUGCUUGCAGGAGAAUGGUCUAAGAUGCAGGAGGGAGAAAUGUGAGUUUGCACAAGCAGAAAUUGAGUACCUAGGACACAAACUAUCAAAUCAAGGUGUUGCGAAAGGUCAUAAAGUGGAAGCGGUACUUCAAAUGCCACCACGACAGAUGUCUCAACACUGA
Messenger RNA from Anneissia japonica, 1167 nucleotides. RefSeq lists its product as uncharacterized. Lineage: Eukaryota; Metazoa; Echinodermata; Crinoidea; Comatulida; Comatulidae. Bases 1 to 1167 code for a protein of 388 amino acids. The record is from RefSeq and is a predicted model, not a curated record. The transcript has a single exon.